GUGGACGCAUGCGCGGUCCAGACAAGUUACUGCACUGACGUAAACACAACUUGUCUUCCGGGUGUAUUCUUUCUCGUCGGUCAGUGAGCGUUCUUAACUAGGUUAUUUUCGCUGUUGUUUAACAUUUUUCAGCAAUAAUGAAUCGUAUAUUUGGCAGCGGGAAGCCUAAAGCCCCCCCUCCCAACCUGACGGACUGCAUCGGCACUGUCGAUUCUCGGUCAGAGUCCAUUGAGAAGAAGGUGGCCCGACUAGAUGCUGAGCUGGUGAAGUACAAGGACCAGAUGAAGAAGAUGAGGGACGGGCCCUCAAAGAACAUGGUGAAACAGAAGGCCAUGAGAGUUUUAAAGCAGAAGAGAAUGUACGAGGGCCAGAGAGACCAGCUCAUGCAGCAGUCGUUUAACAUGGAGCAGGCCAACUACACCAUUCAGUCCCUCAAAGACACCAAGACAACCGUGGACGCCAUGAAGGUUGGAGCCAAGGAGAUGAAGAAGGCCUACAAGAACAUAAAGAUUGACAAGAUCGAGGACCUCCAAGACCAGCUGGAGGACAUGAUGGAGGACGCCAACGACGUGCAGGAGGCCAUGAGCCGCAGCUACGGCACGCCCGACAUCGACGAGGACGACCUGGAAGCAGAACUGGACGCACUGGGAGAUGAGAUGAUGUUUGACGAGGACAGCUCCUACUUGGACGAUGCCUCCACCGCCCCCUCCAUCCCAGAAGGUCUGCCUGGGGACAAGUCCACCAGCCGGGACGGUGUGCUGGUGGAUGAGUUCGGCCUCCCCCAGAUCCCAGCCACAUAGGACGGCCCGCUGGGAUUUUACAUGUACCAAAGCCUUGUAUUUAACACUCCUGUCUUUCACCGCCAGCUCACAGGCGCCUUAAUGCUAAUCUUAAUUUAGCAUGCAAUAUAUUAUAUCGAGAAAUAAUUUAGUAAUAAUGUGAUUGUCUUUCCGAAGAACAAAUAUUCUGGCUAAAGUGAUUCUUGGAAGAAAAAAACGCCUUCUGUAAACUUUCUACUGCAAUCCAAUAAAUUAUAUUUUCGGACAACCCAA
Molecule: messenger RNA, 1052 nt
Organism: Gadus morhua (Atlantic cod)
Lineage: Eukaryota; Metazoa; Chordata; Actinopteri; Gadiformes; Gadidae
Gene: chmp5b
Product: charged multivesicular body protein 5b
Exons: 8
Coding region: 138-800 (220 amino acids)
Biological process (GO): vesicle budding from membrane; late endosome to vacuole transport via multivesicular body sorting pathway
Cellular component (GO): multivesicular body
Source: RefSeq, a predicted model, not a curated record